AAUAAAUCAUCUCUGCAAGAUUCCCUCCAAGCCCAAAUUUAGACCUACGCGUGUUGGAUUUGAGAGCGCAAACACAGGCGAGAGUCGAGCCUCUUAACUGGCGAUGUUUCAAAUGUGAUUCAGCACGGCAAACAACGCUUUCCAUGGAGGAUCAAUCUGUCGCUUUUUCCGUGAGGGCUGAAUUUGGUUCCUGCUGGUCUCAAGACAUUUCAAGAUAAGAGGUCAAGCUCCCCUCUCUCGGAGAACACGAGUGCCAUUUCAAAGCUUAUUGGAUGAAAGUCUCAUUUGCCCUUGGCUGCCAAAGAUGACGUUGCCAUGGAAACAGCUUCUACUGUUAUCAAUCAUCGACUGUCUGGCAGAUUGUUUGGACAGUGGAUCGUACCAUGGUCCAAGAUGGAGGAUGGAGCCAGGUGACUUGUUCAUUCCUGUCGACUCCAUAGAAGAAGAAGCUACUCUGACCUGUGAUGCUAAGGGAACGCCAUCUCCUCAGUACAGAUGGUCAUUGAAUGGGACUCUCAUAAAUCUGGGCCUGGAUCGCCGGCGGCGUCUGUCUGGGGGCAACCUCAUUAUAAGCAGUCUGGACCGCUACCAGGAUGUAGGAAUGUACCAGUGCAUGGCGUUCAACACUGUAGGAGCGAUUCUCAGCAGGAGAGCCAGUCUGCAGUUUGCCUACUUAGAUCAUUUCAAAGUCCACACCAGAAGCGCAGUGUCAGUCCGUGAGGGACAAGGAGUGGUGUUACUUUGUGGAACGUCCACUUCCUCAGGAGACCUUACGUAUGCAUGGGUCUUCAAUGAGUACCCUUACUUUGUUCAACAAGACAAUCGGCGUUUCGUCUCCCAGCAGACGGGAAAUCUUUACAUCGCCAAGGUGGACCCCUCAGACGUGGGCAACUACACUUGUGUGGUGAUGAACAGCAUCACAAAGGGCAAGGUUCAGAGCUCACCUACAUCUCUGAUCCUCAGGACAGAUGGAGUGAUGGGCGAAUACGAGCCGAAAAUAGAAGUUAAUUUCCCAGACAAUGUACCCGCAUCAAAAGGAUCAACAGUUACGCUGGAAUGUUUCGCCCUUGGGAACCCUGUCCCAGAAAUCACCUGGAAGAGAGCUAACGGCGUUCCCUUCCCCAGCAAAGUCAAAAUGAAGUACUCUAAUGCCGUGCUGGAGAUACCCAGCUUCCAGCAGGAUGAUACAGGAGGAUACGAGUGUGUAGCUGAGAACAAGAUGGGCAAGAACAUAGCCACCGGUCGGCUGGCCUUCUAUGCCAAGCCUCAGUGGAUCCAGGCCACGAAGGACACGGCCCUGGCCAUAGAGGAGAGACUUUACUGGGACUGCCGAGCCAAUGGCAAGCCCAAGCCCGCCUACACGUGGCUGAAGAAUGGCCAACAGCUUCUCUCUGAGGACAGAAUCCAUGUGGAGGACGGCAUCCUGUCAGUGUCCGCGCUGACGCUAUCUGACGCCGGCAUGUACCAGUGUGUGGCUGAGAAUAAACAUGGCGUCAUAUAUUUCUCUGCUGAACUAAUGGUUUUAGCCUCUCCGCCAGACUUCACAGGAAACGUCCUCAGAGCUUUGCUCAAAGCCAAGGCAGGAACUACAGUGACUUUAGAGUGUAAACCCCAGGCCUAUCCCAUCGCCAGCAUCUUAUGGAAGAAAGGAAACCUCCCUAUCCACACCAACGACAGGAUCACACUCUCCCCAGAUGGAACAUUGAGGCUUGCCAACGUGAGCAAGUCUGAUGCAGGCAGCUAUACGUGCUUCGCGAGGAAUAGAUUUGGCAUGUCAAGUACAACAGGACGGCUCCUCGUUACCGAUCCAACCAGAAUCACCCAGGGGCCCGUGGACAUGGAGAUCAUAGUGGGCGAGAGCAUCGUGUUACCCUGUCAAGUCUCCAGUGACCCCGUCCUUGACGUUUCUUUCUCCUGGGCCUUCAACGGACAGCUGAUCGCCAAGGGAGAGGGUCACUUUGAGCUAGUGGGUGGGAGAACAGCAGGGGAUCUGAUGAUCAGGAACAUUCAGCUUUACCAUGCCGGAAAAUAUAUCUGUGUGGUGGACACGGACGUGGAGAGCCUGUCAGCCGUGGCUGUAUUGAUUGUCAAAGGCUCCCCCACCCCCCCAGACUCGGUGACGGUGGUGGAGGUGACAGACAGUACAGCCCAGCUGGCCUGGAGUCCCGGCAGAGACAACGGCAGCCCCAUCACCAAUUACCUCAUCCAGACCAGGACUCCCUUCACCGUGGGAUGGCAAAGGGUUAACACAGUCCCAGAGAUGAUCGAUGGAAGCACACUGACAGCCACUGUAGUGGACCUUAACGCCUGGGUGGAGUAUGAGUUUCGUGUUUUGGCCAAAAACAGUGUUGGGGUCGGAGAACCCAGCCCUGUGUCGGUCAAGACCAGGACAGAGGACGCAGUUCCUGACGCGGCGCCAGGUGACGUGGGUGGAGGAGGUGGGAGCAGAUCAGAACUGGUCAUCACAUGGGAGCCUGUCCCCGAAGAACUACAGAAUGGUGAGAGCUUUGGUUACAUCAUUGCUUUCCGUGCCUUUGGAGAAGUUAGCUGGACCCACGUGGCCACCUCGGCCCCCGGUGCCUCGCGCUACGUGUACCGCAACGAGAGCAUCGCGCCCUUCUCUCCAUUUCACGUCAAGGUUGGCACAUACAACAGCAAAGGGCAGGGUCCCUUCAGCGCCGUGGUCACCAUCUACUCUGCAGAGAUAGAGCCGAGCGGGGUGCCAGCAGGAGUUUGGGCCAGAAGUGUCUCCGCCUCUGAGAUUGAGGUGAAUUGGCAAGCUCUCUCCUUCACCCCUGAAAGGGUUCUGGGCUAUGAGGUGGCAUACUGGGAAGAUGACACCAAACCAGAGACCAUGGGGAAGGUCAGGGUGCCUUGGAACCAAACCUCGGUCACAGUGAGCGGCUUGGCAGGAAUCACGCAGUAUUUCCUCACAGUCAGCGCCUUCAACACAGCCGGCACCAGCCCCUUCCUACCAGCAAUCAAUGUCACCACAAAAAAGCCACCACCCGCCCUACCACCGCUGAAUGUGGAAUGGACUCUAAUCGGCUCUCAGCUGUCUCUUUACUGGGAACCUGUGGUGGCAAUGGAGUCAGAGUCAGAAGUUACAGGCUACCAACUGUCAUACAGGAGGCAGAGGCUCAAAGAGGUAUACACCCUCACUACAGCCAAUUCAACAGCAGAGCUGACCCUCCCCGAGGAAGAUGACGACUACAUCAUCCACAUUCAGACGCUGAGUGAAGGAGGGCUGGGCCCGGCCUCUGACCCAAUACGAAUCCACCAACUAAGUAUGAGUGCCCGCGGCUCGAGAGCCUGGAGUGCGGACACCUCCCCCCUCUCCCUGCUUCUGGCCAUUGCAAUAUCAACAUUCAGGUCAACGUCGUGACACAAUGACAAAGUCCGCUUUGUUUUUUCAACCUUCUUAAUGGUUUUAUUUUUCUUGAAUUUGUGAAAUUUGCUGAGGUUUUUUUUCUCUCUUAUUUUUGGAGGUGACCACAUACUAUUUUGCAGUGUUAGAUUGCGGGUAUGAGGCAGCACAAGAGUGGAGCAUGCUGUCAGGCACUUAUUAACAGUAAAUUCGCUUUUUUUUAAAACAAGGCUCCAUUUCAACACUUUUUUUUUUCUCGACUCUAGAGUGAUACAGAUGCCUUACCAUGUGCCAAAGUAGUUUCAGCCUUCUUGUUGUUGCUAAGAUAGCUACAUGCUUUCCUCAACAUUUUAUCCCUCACAGAUUCUUAUUGUUGAAGGUCUUAGUGUACCUUGCGGAAGGCCAUGAUGAGAAGUUGUAUUUUUGAAUAUUUUCAGUUUACCUCUCCACAUAUGAAUUGGCGACUAGGAACAUGUCCAUUCACCCGUGCCCGUGCCUUUGGAGAUUCUUGUAACGGCCUCACUUAUAGACAAUAGUCAGUGAUGCUCAGUGUUUCAGAACAUACUGCAGCCGCCUUCAUCUUAUGCGCUCCAUUAAAAGUUGUCCCAGAUGAAACUCGUAAAACAGCUCAGAGUGCCGGUGUAAGCCAUUUACCUUUUAUCAUUUGAUUGUGCAGAGCUGAAUGUGUACCGUGAGGGCUCGUACAGGUUUUAAUGCCUCAGACCAGUUAUUUUGAUGGCCCGCUGAUUGAUGGAUUGGACUUUACUCUGCACUCACGAAGAUUACAUCUGCCUGUAUACAGCAGUAGUAGGAGAGGUAUAUGACUGCCAGUGUAUUUCCGUUAACGCUAAUGCUGAAACAAUCACCAGGAAAUAAUCAACAACAAGUCAUUGGAGUCAUUUAUCAAGGAAAAAUGCACACCAUACCCAACAAGGUGUGAGUAUGAGUUCAAUCCAUUUGACGCCACGAAAUCCAACUCGGAGGGUAUUAUUCCACUUUAUACCAUGGCCACAUGCCAAACAACUGCUAUAGGUCUACAAAAUAAAGAUAUUAUGUAGUCAUUCAGUUCCUGAUAUCACCUGAUAACAACUAUUAAAAUCAGAAUAUUCAAACAAUCAUAAUAUAAUAAAUAUAUACAAUCCGCUUUACGACACAAGCAUAUUUCCCAUUCCAAGAAUAUUUUCACUGAUUGCACUCAAAUUGCAAAGCAACACGGUCAAUUCUUAAGAAUUCAAAACAGCAGUUAAAUACUUUUUGAGAGGUGAAUAGCUAUUCCUAAUUACUUUAACGAAAGUUUCACACAAAAAUCAAAUGUUCCAAGAUGUACCUAUUGGCUUUCAACCUCAAAUAUUUCAGCAAACAGUUUGGAUUAUCAUAAUUUAUGUUCUUUAACUGCAAUCCGACACCUUUGGUUGUGUCAACUGAACAAACUCAACUGAGGUAAACUUCAAUUUAUUUUGAAA
Molecule: messenger RNA, 4830 nt
Organism: Trematomus bernacchii (emerald rockcod)
Lineage: Eukaryota; Metazoa; Chordata; Actinopteri; Perciformes; Nototheniidae
Gene: cntn3a.2
Product: contactin 3a, tandem duplicate 2
Exons: 24
Coding region: 305-3385 (1026 amino acids)
Biological process (GO): cell-cell adhesion; brain development
Molecular function (GO): cell-cell adhesion mediator activity
Source: RefSeq, a predicted model, not a curated record